This is a messenger RNA of Penicillium argentinense, 1203 nucleotides long. RefSeq names its product Zn(II)2Cys6 transcription factor domain-containing protein. The transcript has 3 exons. The record is from RefSeq and is a predicted model, not a curated record. The annotation marks the transcript as partial. Gene Ontology annotation, biological process: DNA-templated transcription; regulation of DNA-templated transcription. Gene Ontology annotation, molecular function: DNA binding; zinc ion binding; DNA-binding transcription factor activity, RNA polymerase II-specific. NCBI's taxonomy places the organism in Eukaryota, Fungi, Ascomycota, Eurotiomycetes, Eurotiales, Aspergillaceae.
GACAUCAUGCCAAGCGGAGAAAACAACUCCGAACUCCUAGACAACCCCUCUAACACAGUCAAAUCCCAUGCCUUCAGUUGUCACUUUCCAAACUGCAAUGCUAGCUACCGGCGCAAGGAACACUUGAAUCGUCAUGAAACACAGCAUUCACAACAACAAAUCUUCAUAUGUUCUGAAUGUGGUGGGGGGUACGGACGGAGCGACACACUCCGACGCCAUCUUCAAAAGCGCCACAAAAUAAAUAAACCAUUGAAUCGUGCGGCAGUGGCUUGUCAGGGUUGCCACGCGGGAAAGACUCGAUGCGAAGGAGGCGUGCCAUGUGACGAGUGUCUCCGUCGCAAGAUCCAAUGCUCCUUGAACGACGAUACGGGGUCGAUAGAACGGCAAUAUCCUGAAUCAUCAAACCACCACACAUCAAUUCAGCAUGACCCGCAGCAGAAUCAUUCGGGAAAGACAGACCGGUGGAUAGACCUCUACUUUACAGCUUUCCACCCCUCUUGGCCCUUUGUCCAUAAAGGAUCAUUUGACAUGCGCUCCGAUGCACCCUUAUUAAUACAGACGAUGACUUGCUUCGGGCUGUGGGCUAGUGGAGAACGACGUGCACGAUCCUCGGCCGUAGAGUUGCAUGAUAAAAUCGACCUAGCCAUUCGAGAACAAAAGAACAAAUGGGACGCCACGACCAUCAAAGAAGCAAAUAGCACCUGUCUCUGGCCGAUACCGACAUACCAGGCGAUCCUGCUGCAUAUAAUUUUCGCCGCUACCCUCCAAAGCCAGGAGACUCGCGGCUUCGAUCUGAAGGCCUCUCUUUCGACACCUUACUUCGACUUGCUGGAGGCACUUAUUCGAAGCUGUCGGAGGCUUGGUAUGUUCUAUUAUCCGAAUAUACUUGCCAGAUUCAACGAGGAUGAUUUGGACACGUUUGUUUGGGUGAGUAUUGAGGAGAUAAAACGGUUUAAUCUCGCCUUGUACAAGGUUUGUGGCAAAGUGCGCGGUUCUGGAAGAAGCGGAAAUGAUGUUGCUUCUUUGUUGACUGCAGGUGAGCUGCAAUUCCCCUUGCCGACUAAUCGUCCUCUCUGGGAUGCUGUUGGUGUAAAUGAAUGGAUGGAUGCUAUACGUGAUGUCAGGCUGGCUUUUUUGGACGAUCAUUGUCGGACGAGCUGGAUCUCGAACUUUGCGGCGGUGAUAGAUUCCCUUGAGUUAUGA